This is a messenger RNA of Erythranthe guttata (spotted monkey flower), 1557 nucleotides long. RefSeq names its product serine/threonine-protein phosphatase PP2A-2 catalytic subunit. Gene Ontology annotation, molecular function: protein serine/threonine phosphatase activity. Lineage: Eukaryota; Viridiplantae; Streptophyta; Magnoliopsida; Lamiales; Phrymaceae. The record is from RefSeq and is a predicted model, not a curated record.
CUCUCUCUCUCUAUGCUCUCUUCCUCGGUUCCACCAUCCCCCUCUCCGUUCGCGAGCUUUCUCUCUCCUCUGUAUUUACAUACAAUUCAUUACAAUUUAUCAUCCAACCAAUCCACAGCGCCCCCAAUCGUGUCCUGGGGCUAAUUAAUUCUUCCCGAGCGGCCAUUUUUUGAACAUAGGAAAGCGGCGUCGUAUUGAAAGAGACCGGCGGAUCUGUAAUAAAUCGGAAAUUAGAGAAAAGAUGAGCGCGGAUCUGGUGGCUGCGAGCACAAAUGGGAAUCUGGACGAGCAGAUUGCUCAGCUCAUGCAGUGCAAACCCUUGUCGGAGCCUGAGGUUAGAACCUUGUGUGAGAAGGCCAAGGAGAUACUGAUGCUGGAAAGUAACGUCCAGCCUGUAAAAAGUCCUGUGACAAUUUGUGGUGAUAUUCAUGGCCAGUUUCACGACCUUGCGGAACUUUUCCGCAUCGGAGGGAAGUGUCCAGACACAAACUACCUAUUUAUGGGAGAUUAUGUUGAUCGUGGUUAUUAUUCGGUUGAAACUGUCACUCUUCUGGUGUCUCUGAAAGUGCGCUAUCCUCAACGUAUCACGAUUCUUAGAGGGAAUCAUGAGAGUAGACAGAUCACACAAGUCUAUGGAUUUUACGAUGAAUGUCUGCGGAAGUAUGGAAAUGCUAAUGUCUGGAAGAUAUUCACUGAUCUGUUUGACUAUUUCCCUCUGACUGCUUUGGUUGAAUCGGAAAUCUUUUGUCUGCAUGGUGGACUGUCUCCAUCAAUUGAAACCCUCGAUAAUAUAAGAAACUUUGACCGUGUUCAAGAAGUUCCACACGAAGGUCCCAUGUGUGAUCUGUUGUGGUCUGACCCAGACGACCGUUGUGGGUGGGGCAUAUCCCCCCGUGGUGCUGGUUACACUUUUGGCCAGGACAUAUCAGAGCAAUUCAACCACACAAACAACUUAAAGCUAAUUGCUCGAGCUCACCAGCUGGUUAUGGAGGGAUAUAACUGGGCCCAUGAACAAAAGGUUGUCACUAUUUUUAGCGCACCGAAUUAUUGUUAUCGAUGUGGAAACAUGGCUUCCAUUCUGGAAGUUGAUGAUUGCAGAGAGCACACCUUUAUUCAGUUUGAGCCAGCUCCUAGGAGAGGGGAGCCUGAUGUGACACGAAGAACGCCCGAUUAUUUCUUGUAGAAACUGACUAUUGGCGUUUGAAUAGUCAGUUGGAGGUGCUUAUUACUAAAAUGCCCUUUCUUCAAAUACGAUGUUCAAGUUUGUAGCCUCGUUUUUGGAGAUGCUGAAAGUGAAAAGAGGCAUGUUAAAUAUAGAUCAAAGGUCUUCUUCCCCUUUGUCUGCUGCACUAUAUUUCUAACCUAUUUUAGGGAAUUUGGAUUAGGGAUAUGCGCUUUUUGUGUAUCAUUGUCUACGAUUUUUUGAUAUUACGUUGUUUCCCGGUUUUUGUUUUUAAUAAUUGUUUUUUUUUUUUUUUGCUUUAAUUUCCUGAGAAUCCCUGGACAGGUGUUCUGUAUAAGUAAUGAAGAACUUCUAUCAGUUGUUUGUUCUGGUAA